AUGCAAAACGAGAAACCCUACCCCAAAUUCACCGACCUCCCGCUUGAUGCGACGCAUCCGCCGCACACGGCAUGGGGGCUUUACGGGCUGGACGAUGAGCUGGGUACCCUCAAUCAGCUCACGCCCGAGCGCACCGUCGUUGCUGCCAGGGAGAUCAAGACCGGGCUGCGCUUCGGGCUAAACUGGGGGCUCGAGCAGAUGGACUACACCGGCUCGCCUGCGUUCCGGGAGGUGCUGAAGCACGAGAUUUUCGAGAUUGGGAAGAACAUGCAUGAUGAUCGGAUUACAUUCAAUACGCAAACAAGCACCCAGUGGGACGGCCUUCGGCAUUGGGGGUUCGAUGAUGGGACGUUCUAUAAUGGGUUCACGCAGAAGGAGAUGCUGGGCGGGAAGACGGACAGGCUGGGGAUUCAGGCGUGGGCGAAAGCGGGCAUCGUGGGGAGAGGCGUACUGCUGGAUUUUGUGUCGUACGCCGCGCGGAACGGCAUGAAGUACGAUCCGCUGGAUCACUAUGCAGUGUCGCUGGCGAUCGCGAAAGAGAUGGCUAAGGAAUGCGGGUUUGAGUUUCGGGCUGGAGAUAUUAUUCUCUUGCGAACAGGCUUCACGACUGCGUUUGAGAAAGCGUCUCUCGAGGAAAAGAAGGUCGUCACGGCGAAGAAACCGUUCGGGUAUCCAGGUUUCGAGAGCACGUUCGAGGUGCUCGGGUGGCUGUGGGAUACGAAAAUUGCAGCCGUGGCAGGCGACUGCCCGGGGUUCGAGGCAUGGCCUCCAACCAAGAACAUGAUGCAUCAGAUCUUGCUUGCUGGUUUCGGCAUGCCGAUUGGUGAGAUGUUUGCCCUGGAUGAUUUGGCUGCGGAAUGUGAGAAGCAGAAGCGAUGGACGUGCUUCGUGACGAGCGAGCCAUUGAACGUGAAGGGCGGUGUUGCAAGUCCGCCAAAUGCUCUGGCGAUAAUGUAA
Messenger RNA from Mytilinidion resinicola, 957 nucleotides. Its product is annotated as putative cyclase. Bases 1 to 957 code for a protein of 318 amino acids. The transcript has 4 exons. Gene Ontology annotation, molecular function: arylformamidase activity. NCBI's taxonomy places the organism in Eukaryota, Fungi, Ascomycota, Dothideomycetes, Mytilinidiales, Mytilinidiaceae. The record is from RefSeq and is a predicted model, not a curated record.